UACUGAACAGUUUGAGUUUUGUCGUCGAUCGUUGUCGUUGAUCGUCUAAAAAUAAAAAUUAAAAAAUCCAUCACGCAUUGUGUUCUCAUACAAGAAAUUUAAUUAAAAGUUUUUUAAUUAAAUUUUUGUUUUUUAAUUCCAACAAGUUCAACAAAAGAAUCCAGUGAAGUGGUUUAAAGUUUAACAAGUGCAACUUUAAAAAAACAACACAAUUUUAAUUGUUACCAAUGUAGCCUAAUCGAGUUUUUAAACACGAACAUUUUAAGUUGUUUCGUGUUAAAAAUUAAAUUUCAUUUAUUUCUCUGCUUUAUACUUUUUCUUUAUGUGAAAAUUGUUUAAUUGUCAAAAAAUCGAAAUCAAAAUUAUUUCUUCUUUCAAAGCAACAAAAAUAAAGUAAAUUAAAAAUAUAAAUUGUUUUGUGACACAAAAACAGGUCACGAGUUUUGAGUAAAUUUCCGAAUUUCAAUGGGGUGACUUGUGCAACUAUCUUUCCUGAGCCCGGGAUCAAAAGGGAAAUCUUGACAGAUAACCAGCUAAAAAGCAUCAAAAACUCUUAAGGAAAAGUUUCAAAAACCAAAAUUUGCAUCGUACAAAAAUUCUUGAAUCUCUAUCAAAAAUCAUCAACAUCUGAAAAAGUUUUUCUCUAUUUAAAAAGCAACACCAACAAAGUUUCAUCAUACUUUUACCUAAAACAUUCUCAAACAUUUUAAUCCCACUUCUGAAACUCACACCGAAAAAAGUAUCUACCAAAAAUAUAUCUGUCAUUGAAAGAUAUUUCAUUUAUACGGGCUUUAGGAUUAAUCCUUUAACCUGAUCACACUCUUAAACAAAAAAUUAACCCUCCUCCGAUGACCAACAAGGUCGUUUUGCCAAACAAAUUGGCAUUGGUUACACCAACGGUCAGAUCAGAUAUCCACCUAAAACAUCACCUAAUUACAUUGGCAGCAACAUCAAGCCUACAGCUUAAACACCAAGGACAUUCGUACGCUGUCCGAGCUGAUCUAAAUUAUCCGUGAAGAGGAUAGCCCAGAAAACAGAUCGCAUACUAUCAAUAAAAACGACCAAAAAGGGCUUUAAAAACAAGAGCCCCAAAAAUCUUUAGUCCCUUCGUUACCGUAACACAUUUAAAACGACCGAGACAAUGUUAAAAGUAGUGGGUGCGUCGUGGCAGAAAACACGGAUAGGGACUUACAUCCUUAUCGGUGCUGGUCUGUUGGUAGUUGCUGCUUUUUUUGUUGCCGGAAUGGAUCGUCCCGAGUAUGAUGGUACUUAUUGUGCGACUGCGUUUUGGACGGAGAAAGUAGGCCUCCAAAUCGAAUACUGGAAGCAGCAAAAUGAUCUCGUAAACAUUCCAAAAGGUGCCGCUAGGAUAUGCUAUAAGGAUUCGAUUUAUCAAAAUGGAUGGGCUCAGCUUGAAAUUGAGACACAACGUUCGUAUCCUGAUUGGGUGCAGGCCCUUGGUGCAGGUAUGCUUGAAGGAUCCCUAACGUGGAAUAAUAUCUACAAUCAAUGGUUAAACACCAUUGGUUCAGCUUGUGAUAAAGAUGAAAAUGCUCAGAACUUUUGUACCUGGCUAAGAGAUACAAUCUCGGCAAAUUAUUUCGCUACUAAGCAACGAGCCCUUGCUCGGGCAGAUCACGAUCAGUAUUGGCAUCAAAUAGCUUUGUAUUUCUUCCAACUCGAAGGUUUGGAAGCCGGUUUUAAGCGCGGGGCAAGUCGAUCCCGUUCCGAUGUUGAGGAAGAGAUUCCUUUUGUGGACUUUCUGCUAAUGAAUUCUGCUGCAGAUAUUCAAGAUCUCAAGAUCUACUAUGAAAACUAUGUGCUGAAGGAAGGUAAUGGCGGACAGUCGGAGAAGAACUUCUUCCUUCCAAGUGCCACAAUGUUCACGAAAAUAUUUCAAAGCGAGGCCAACUCAGGGUGGCAGUUGCUCUUCGGGCAUAGUUCGGCGGGAAGUUAUUCAUCGAUGUUGAGGAUUCAGAAACGUUACAAGUUCCGUUACCACUUUUCGCCAGAUCAACGUUCUAACACGGUUCCAGGGGUGGACAUCAGUUUUACUGGAUAUCCAGGAAUUUUGGGCUCUACAGACGACUUUUACAUCGUCAAGGGACGUCAAGUGCAAUCAAUUGUCGCCGGGGUAGCAAUCAAAAACGAGAAUCUUGACUUGUGGAAGAAUGUUCCUGUGACUGAAGCAAUUCCAUUGACAGCACGUGUAAUGGCGGCCAACAGAAUAUCUCAAAGUCGCCGAACAUGGGCCAGGGCUAUGUCAAGGCAUCCUUUCACUGGCAACAAGCAGUGGGUUUCGGUGGAUCUUAAGAAGCUUAACGCUCUCGAGGGUUCACAACAUUCCAACGGUGGCGAGGUGGAAAAUGAAAUUGAUAUCCCCACUAAGUCUGAGGUCUCAGCUGAUGGCCUUAUUUGGGUUGUGGAGCAACUUCCGGGACUUCUUCAUGUCAAAGAUGUUAGCAACAGCUUUUUAAAUGGCAAUACCACUUGGGUUGCAAAUGGAGUUCCGUACUUCGACGAAAUUCUUGAGGCUAGUCGAGUUCCUGCAGAAAAUUUCAGCAUGGACUUACCCGAUGGUGAUGAGCUUAAUACCCUUGAGUCUGUAGAAAAAUACCUUAGGCUCAACGGAUUCCGGGGAGAUCUUCUGGGCGAUGAGUCGGUACCGUAUGGCAACAUUGACAUCAAACUUUUCUCUUUUAACGCUAAGAGAGGAUUGAGCGACUAUCAUGCAUUUGCUGGACCGAUUUUCAUGAGAUUCCAUCACAACCAGAACGAAGACACUCUGACUUCUGAGUCUCAUGUAGUUGUUGAUUUGGCUACGGAACUUGAAGUCAUCACCGAGAGACGUCCAGUGCGAAAUGAUAUGAGAGCGAUUGCCAUGAGACGAGGUAGUGGACCGUUUAAAUGGUCAACUGUAGUCGAAAGAAUUCCAGGAGCCGAGCACGAAGGACAUCCCGAUGAGUGGGACUUCGAUCAUGUGUCACCUAAGUGGGCGUGGUAGUUCAGCAAAGAUAAUGAAAGUUCAUUUUUAAGUAUAGCGUGAAUGGGAUCUACAUAAAUGUUGUGUUCUUAGAUAAUUUUCGAAUAGAAGACCGUUGAUAUAGUGAAACCGAUGUUGUAGUAAAUUUUAUUUUUCUAAUUUUAAAAACUAAAACAAGAAAAUUGUAAUUUUUGAAUUUUAUUUGCAUUUGUUUGUAGAAAGCUUUUUUUAAUGUUGCAAUUAUUAUUUAAAAAAUUGUACAGCACUGAUGUUAGAAAAAUUUGUAAUUAAAAAUAAUAAAAAAGAAAAAGAUAAAUCUGUGUCUUCCAAAAAAGUGCUUUCUAGUUUAGAAAAAAAGGAACAGUGUUGAAAAAAAUAGAAAAAAAUAUUUUUGAUACGAAACAAUUUUUUUUUUAUAAAAAUCUGCAGAGAAAUAAACAAAUGCUAUAAAGAAGAAUA
This is a messenger RNA of Eupeodes corollae, 3442 nucleotides long. RefSeq names its product putative phospholipase B-like lamina ancestor (gene lama). Gene Ontology annotation, cellular component: extracellular region. Gene Ontology annotation, molecular function: glycerophospholipase activity. The coding region runs from base 1142 to 3004 and encodes 620 amino acids. The record is from RefSeq and is a predicted model, not a curated record. Lineage: Eukaryota; Metazoa; Arthropoda; Insecta; Diptera; Syrphidae. The transcript is spliced from 5 exons. Gene Ontology annotation, biological process: phospholipid catabolic process.